ACAGUGAAAAACAAGGCCUUUUUUUUCUUUGCCACAUCCAAUGGGGAAAAAAAAGUCAUUGCCCUGAGGGUGGGAUCUCGAUUAUUGGCGAUGCAGUAGUGUUUUUAUUCAGUCACUGACGGAAUGUGCAGAGGAAGAGAGGGAGACUACUUGGUGAAAUAGGCAUAGUGCCCGACUCUGGAAUAAUUAUGGAUUUAUAAUUUUUAUAUUCCCAGAAAAUUAUUUCUUAACUUUUUUCCCCCUCUACACGCUCCGGAAUCCCUUCAUCUGAACCUACAAUGAUCCGAUCGAACACAUAAAGCUGAAAGUGUUUCCAGUGUGGAGGGGGAUCGGGGUCGGUAGUGGCGUUGGAGGCGGGUGGAGCCAGGGCUGGGGACGCGGCUUGCGAUGGGAGCCUGCCAGUCCAGGACAAGGGCCCUGGAUCCCGGUAUUUGACUACCCUGUAUGGGGUGUCCUCUGUCGUGGGGGACACGCCAGGCUCAGGGAGGUUUGUCAGAGAGGGAGGAGUGCCAUCAGACUGCCCACAGACAUGCUCAGCAUCAAACUUCCCCAGCUCUUUGACAUCAAUCAGGUCCCCAAGGUGUUCAGGGAGGAUAGCAUCAUCUCUGGAUACCGUCACCCGCGGAGCUCAGCGCUGGACUGCGUCCUCAGCAGCUUCCAGAUGAACAACGAGACGAUCAACAUCUGGACCCACUUCCUGCCAACGUGGUACUUCCUGUGGCGUUUCUGUGUCCUCUGCUCCACUAUGAACUUCCUGACCGACAGCUACACCUGGCCCCUUCUGGUGUACAUGCUGCUCAUCUGCAUUUACCCCUUCACAUCCAGCUGUGCACACACCUUCAGCACCAUGUCCCCAGAGUCUCGCCACAUCUGCUACUUCUUUGACUACGGCGCGCUCAGCCUCUACAGUCUGGGUUGUGCCAUAAGCUACGGAUACUACGUCAUUCCAGACUGCUGGGUGAACAGCUGGUUCCAUCAACACUUUGUCCUCAUUGCCAUUGGAAACACACUGUUCUGUACCAGUCUGUCCUGCUAUUCCAGGUUCCUAGAGCUGCAGUUCCCACAGAGAAGUAAAGUUCUAAGAACAGGAGCGUUUGUCCUUCCUUUUAUAUUUGACACUGUUCCUCUGUUUUACAGGAUCCUCCUCUGCUGCGGGGGAAGCUGCAGCCUGAGCGAUGCCUUGUCCAGUCACUGUUACCACCUCCUCUUUGCCGUACUCACCUGCUUCCUGUUUACCGCCCACCUCCCGGAGAGGUUGGCCCCAGGACGCUUCGACUAUUUUGGCCACAGCCACCAGCUCUUCCACAUCAGCGCUGUGGUGGGGACCCACUUCCAGAUGGAGGGCGUGAUGGCAGACAUGACGUCACGGCGGGCGUGGCUCCUAGCCCGCGGAGCAAUGCCCUCCUUCCUGGGGACCGUCGGGGUGCUGGUCGCCAGCCUCAUCCUCAACCUGGGAAUCAUCUGCAUUUUCAGCGCCCCGCUGCUGUGGAAACCCUGCCACGGCUCCAACCAGCCGCACACAUCGAGGCGCGAGUGCAAGGAGAAGUGAGGGCGUAUUUUCCACCAACCAACAGCCACAAAAUGUCUGAUUCACUUUCCAAAGGAAAGGUUUGGGCUGUUUGUCUGUCUCAGCGGUGUGUGUUUGAGAUGACUAAUAACAGUUCACGGUAGUGCUUGUUUAAUACCAAUAGUUUUAUAAUUCAGAGAUAAAGAUUUUGAUGCAUCAUGUUCAGUGCUAAAGGAUUUCCCUAACACAGUUGUACACCUGAAGUAUUUGUUCAUGUGUUUUCUCAGCGCCUAAGGACCCAGUUGCAUUCAUUGAAGCCUUUUUCUGAUGUUGCAUUAAGCUCGUAUGUGAGAAAACAAUGUCUACCGUGUACAAAAUGUCUGUUUAAUUUAUUUUUAAAGAUCCUCAAAGUGCAUUUAUUGUAGACCCACACUUCAUAUACGAUGUUUACAGUAGAUCACUACAAGUUUAAAUCUCAAACUGGAAACAUCUAAUGUUGCAGUGGCAGGGAUUAUAUUCUGAAUUAAUGCUUUUUUUUUUUUUUUUUGCAUGUACUGGGCCAGAAUCUCCUUUACUUUAUUAAGGAUUUAUUGAAUGUUUUUUUUAACUGGAAUACUUGGUUAGUGUGGUUGUUCUAUGUAUAAAGUAGACAACCCUCAUGUAACUCUACAUAAAAUAAUGCAGAUUGUGCUGCCGGGUCUUAUAUAUAUAUAUAUCCACCUAUUGAUUCCACUCCGCACGGCCCGGAAUUGAUUUGCAGGUCCUGUGGUUCUUUUUUUUUUUUUACUGAUUGCCUGGCUUAUUAUGAACCCCACAAUCUGCCCUCAACAUAAAAAAAAAGAAAGAAAUGUUACAGCGCGGCAGUGAUUAAAAGACCGGUACCAUUUUUACAACAGUACGUUUCCAGGGCAACGCUAGAGUGGCCCCUGGAGCAAACCGCAUUAUUUUUUUCUUUUUUACCAUCGCGCAUAAGAUCUAUUCUGAACAUGUAUUAUGUGUCAAAUUUCCAACACCUGCGGUUUAUAGCUAAAGAGUAAAGAAUUUAGAGACCUGGAGAGGCAGAAAGUACAUGUAGUCAUAGUUUGGGGUCGUAUUAACAUUGUAGUACUGUAGUUUUGAAGUGCUUUGGUGCAUAUACAGUAAAACAAAGCAGUAACACUCAUACUGUAUACUUUGGUUAUCUUGUUGUCCCAUGAGACUGUUAUUUACCACUGAAAUAAUAAUUAUAUACUGAUAGAAUCUAUUAUAUGUAUUGCUUGUUUUAGGUGCAUAGGCGGUAAUGAAGAUGAGGGUUUUUUUCUUUUUGGAGGAAGUACCAUGGAUUAAGUUACUAUAGUUCUCAAUAAAUGAACACUGCUAUUGAGCUUUGUUUUCUUAAAACAAGUGAAAAAAAAAAAAGUACAGACAGAUUAUUUCAUUAGCUCUCCAAUUUAAGUCAACUUUUUUCAAGAAAAUACCUGCCUGUAUUGGAACUGAAAUGAUUAGUUUAUUAAUCGAUUAGUUGACUGACAGAAAUAUUUUGAUAUUAGAUUAAUCAUUUCAGUAAUUCUUUAGGCAAAAAUGCCAAACUUUUUAAAUGUGCAUAUUUUUUUGCUUUUCUCUCUUUUUUUUAUUGUAAAUUCAAUAUCUUGAGGUUUUGGCCUUCUUGGAUGAAAUACGGGAAACUGUGAUGGGCAUUUUUCCUUUUUUAUAUAUUUUAUAUAGACGAAACAAUUGAUUAAUUGAGAGGAAAAUGGCAGAUUAAUAGAUAAUAAAAUUUUGAAAAAAGGGUUCAAUUCAAAUGAGCUAAUUCACUUGUUUUAAGUAAAUAAAAUUACAAAUGAAUUGAUAAAUUUAAUAAAUUAGACCAUUCAAUAACAUAUAUAAAGCCAUAGCAGUAGGCUACUGUGUAUGCAGCCUAUGUUUCGGAGACUUGACAAAGAAGAAUUUCCUUUUAGGUUUUAAUGGGAGAUAGGGCGUCGCACUACUAAACCUCUCUGUUGAAGCACUGACAUACUGUAGGUACAGAUUUCAACUAUAAUCUUUUUACUUGACAAAUGGUUUGAAAGGCUCAUUUGUAUAAAACAAGUUUGAAAGCAUAUAUGGCACAAAUUUACACUUGGCUUCACCACUAACACCAGAAGUGUGAUCACACAACUCACAGGAAGCACAUAGCAAACACACACUCACACGCACUCCCACUCCCACAAAUGUCUUUUAGCUGUGUUGGUAGAGAGUUUUUAGUAAGAGGGGAAAAUGUAUGUGAUAUUAUGGGAUAAUGAGGUGUGGUACAGGUCCACGUUGGAUGCUGAAGUAGAAAUGUCAGACGCAGAGUGAAUGUGUAGAAUCACAAAGAGCACACACACACUUUGCAUCAGAGCAACCAAGGUUAGUGUGCAGAGUAUAAAAGUCACUUCAGUCUUUAUCGAAACAGAGCAGUAAUUUCCCUAAAUUUUUCUGUAUUAUCUCUUUUUUUUUUUUUUUUUUUUUUUUUGUCUCUAUCCAGUCAUCAUCUUACAGCAUUCCUCUAUUUGACCCGUUGAUUCUUGGAUUUGCAUCAUUACUGGCUUCUGUUGUGGUUCUUUUGAAAUCAUUUUUUUUCUGUUGUUUUUGUUCUAUCAUCUCAUUCAUUCUCAGCCAUUUGGUGCCUUCAACCAGCAGUUGGACGGUUAUGAAGCUCAGAGAUGCUGAUCGCCGAGGCUUCCACAUCAAAUAGAUAGAUGCCGAUGUCGCUUUUCUGUAUUGUAUUUUUACAAUUAUUUUUGACCAAAUUAUCAUUUUCAAGCCCAGAUAUUCUCCAUACCAGAUCCCUGUUACUUUGAAAGCUACUUUUCAUAUAAACCAUGUUGGUUUACUCCUCAGUGGACAAGCAGAUUCAGGUUGUAAUUAUCAGGAAAACUGGGCACUUUUCUCAUGAAGCCUUUAAAAAUAAAAAACAGAAAGUGUAUUGAAGGAUGUUUUGAAAAUAUGAAAUAGAGCGCAAAAACGAGUGCGGGAUGAACCAUUCGAUACAACAAGAAUACAAAACAGAGUUGGGUGCCUUUUUUUAUGUUUUAUACAACCUUUCUUUUGAUAUAAUGCUUGGUUUGUUCCUUGUCUUUAAAAAAAAAAAAAAACACAAACUGCUCUUAAAAUGUAUGAAUACUUAUUUGUUCUUUGCUGUGUAUAAUUUGUAAUUUUCUACUUUGUUCUACUAGACUUGUGUAAUAAAUUCCAUAUUUAUAAGUGUAAUAAUUGUCACUGGAAAAAUGUCAAGUGUCUUAAAAUAGACUGGUUCCCUUUUUACAUUCAUACCACAGCAAUUUCUAUACUGUGUUCACACAGUAUACUAAUGAUUAUUUUCAUUAUUGAUUGUUGAAAGUAAGAAAUUCCAUUUUAAAUUCCUACAGCUUAAGGCGAUAUCCUCCAAUGUCUUGUUUUAUCUGACCAACAGUCUGAAACCCAAAGAUCCAUUAUUAUGUAUUACAAAGAAAAAAACGUUUGGUAUUUUUCUAUAAAAAAAAUGGCCAAAACUAAAUAUUCCAUUAUUAAAAUAGAUGUUGGUUGAUUUUCUGUGCAUCGAUUAUUCAACAUAUCAUUGCAGCUCUGUUUUAAACCUGUAUAUAUCAUACAGAUAUGCAACUUGAUUUUGAGCAAUGAAAUUCAAAAUGUGGUCAAAUAUAUAUUCUUUUUGUUGGCAGACACUGCAGAUCCUUCAUUUAAACACCAGUCGGAGUCUGAGCAGUGUGUGUGAGUGACCAGCAGAGGGCAGAACAAGCCAAUAAGAGGGUGUCCUUGUCCUGGUUGAGGAGCUCAUUGCUCCCAUCUGCUGAUCAGCUUUUAUUCGCCAAAAUAUGGGCUGCAGCUGCAUUGUUGCAACAGUGUGUGAAUCCUUAAAGGUCUAUCUGCAGGAAACCCAACUUGGGUGAGAAAUCUUGCAGCAAAAAUGGUCAGUGUAACAAGAAAUUGUGUCCAGUAUUCAGCCUUCAAACCAUAUUUUUCUUAAAUCGUGUGAGAUCCUUCAACUUGUUCCCAGUGAAGAUGCUUUUGUUUAAGGCAGCCUCAAACUGAUGGAUAAUAUCCUGAAAAAAUCACUGCAGAAAAACGUUUCACGCUAAAAACAUAAUAAAUAAAUAAACUGAUGUGAAAUUAUCUCUUACUGCUCACUUAAAGUGUUUGGAUGCAGGAAACCUUGUAGAUUAAAUGACUUUAUAGACGUUGUAGACUAAAUGACUUAAAUGAUAUUCAUUUCAAUGCAGUCAGUCACAAUGAGCUAAUUGAAGUGUGAAUUAUUAAAACAGGUUGAUUGGAAA
Molecule: messenger RNA, 5778 nt
Organism: Perca fluviatilis (European perch)
Lineage: Eukaryota; Metazoa; Chordata; Actinopteri; Perciformes; Percidae
Gene: paqr6
Product: progestin and adipoQ receptor family member VI
Exons: 8
Coding region: 530-1549 (339 amino acids)
Cellular component (GO): membrane
Molecular function (GO): signaling receptor activity
Source: RefSeq, a predicted model, not a curated record